This is a messenger RNA of Penicillium soppii, 1041 nucleotides long. RefSeq names its product zinc-dependent alcohol dehydrogenase family protein. NCBI's taxonomy places the organism in Eukaryota, Fungi, Ascomycota, Eurotiomycetes, Eurotiales, Aspergillaceae. Gene Ontology annotation, molecular function: oxidoreductase activity. The record is from RefSeq and is a predicted model, not a curated record. Bases 1 to 1041 code for a protein of 346 amino acids. The transcript is spliced from 4 exons.
AUGUCCAUCCCCGAAACCUACAAAGCGUUCAGGCGUAGCGCCGGCGCCCUGCCCCAAACACUAGAUUUGGUAUCAGAAAAGAUCCCAUCAACGCUCAGCCCCUAUGAUGUUUUGAUUCGCAUUCAUGCCAUUUCCCUUAACUACAGGGAUAUUGCAAUGAUGGAUGGAACAUACCCAGUCAAAGUUAAUCAUCGCGGCAUCCCAGGAUCAGACUGUGCUGCGGAAGUUGUGGCGAUCGGGUCUGAUGUGAAAGAUUUCAAGAUUGGAGAUCGUGUUACGCCUAUUUUCGACUUGAACAAUAUCGACGGCACUGAAGAGACGCGCAAUGUUCUUGGUGGUGAUACUGAUGGCGUGCUUCGCCAGUUUGCGGUCUUCGAUCAGAAAGUCUUGCUGCAUUUGCCGGAGCAUCUUUCUUGGGAAGAGGCUGCCUGUAUUACAUGCGCUGGAACGACCGCGUGGAAUGCAUUGGAUAUGCCGCGAAACAAGGGCACCGCUCUACUGCUAGGCACCGGUGGAGUGAGCAUGUUCAGUCUACUCAUAUGUCUAGGAGCUGGCAUCAGGCCUAUCAUCACAUCUUCCUCGGACGACAAGCUCAAGCUUGCGUUGUCCGUUGGUAAGCCCGGGUUCAUUGAUACCAUCAACUACGGAACACAUCCAAAGUGGGAAGAAGAGGCAGGUCGCUUGACGAAUGGACGAGGAGUAGAUAUUGUUGUUGAAAACGUGGGCCCUACUUCGAUCGCUCAGAGCCUUUCUUCCCUUGCGCGGAGAGGGACUGUGUCUUUAGUUGGAUUCCUGGGAGGAUUCGACAUGGAUCAUUUCCCCGAUGUUAUUACCCUGGCGUUGUUGAAGACUGCCACGAUUAGGGGAAUUGCCGUCGGCUCGAAGGCCGAUCAACAAAAUCUCCAUGACUUCCUUGUCGAGAAAAAGCUUGGGUUGAGGCCUCUCUUAGAUGAGAAGAUCUUCUCUUUUGAAGAUUCCCAGGCUGCUUUCGAUUACUUGUCUUCGGCUAAGCACGUGGGCAAAGUUGUGAUCAAAGUAUGA